AUGACCAAAUUGGAGAUCCGACGAGUAGACUGCGACGCCACAUUCGCAAAACACCGCCCCGUCGGCGCUUUCAAACUCCGCAAGAUACCCCCGCGAGUCGACGCUAUCGUCCGAGGUGUCAAGUUCAAAAUGGCACGCAAGCACCCCCUGUCCAGCACCCUCAGCUUCCGCUUCUUGGGCGUGCGCGAGAUGCGGUGGGAGGUGCUGGGCAAGCAUGGCAAGGGCAUGAGGCUCGUCGACUUCAACGGCAAAACUCGAGCUUUUUUCCGUUCGAGGCUGCAUGUGAUGAAUGCUGGUCUUGGAAGCGGAGGAGGAGGAAGAGGUGGAAGAGAGGGUGGAGAAGACGGGAACAGUCCUCCCCCUGCAAGUCAUACAAACAUGAUGAGCCAGGCGGGGUGGGGGCCCGGGUUUGAGCUGCAUGCCGCUCUCGCCGAUCUUGACCUCGAUCUGGUGGUCACCACUGGCUUGGCGGCGGCAGAGUAUCAUCGUCAGUUGGAUGAAGACUGGGACCUGGUCUUGGAGAAGGCAGAGGCGGCACGAGAGACGCAGGAAUUGGACAAAGGGCGCGACGGCUGA
Messenger RNA from Colletotrichum orchidophilum, 576 nucleotides. RefSeq lists its product as uncharacterized. Bases 1 to 576 code for a protein of 191 amino acids. NCBI's taxonomy places the organism in Eukaryota, Fungi, Ascomycota, Sordariomycetes, Glomerellales, Glomerellaceae. The transcript has a single exon. The record is from RefSeq and is a predicted model, not a curated record.